Molecule: messenger RNA, 807 nt
Organism: Pangasianodon hypophthalmus (striped catfish)
Lineage: Eukaryota; Metazoa; Chordata; Actinopteri; Siluriformes; Pangasiidae
Gene: smim1
Product: small integral membrane protein 1
Exons: 3
Coding region: 348-563 (71 amino acids)
Source: RefSeq, a predicted model, not a curated record
GAGAACUGGAUUAUGCCUGUGGUGCAAACACUGUACUUAGAUUUGACCAGCUCCUCACUAUAUUAUCAAGAUGCCCGAAGACACAGUAGCUAAGCCAACCGCCACUUUUAAAAGCUCUGCCUCAGCAAAUACUUUACAUUACACAGCUUGAAUCUUGGCCUGAUUAUCAGUGAGCAGCAGAAAUCACAGAGGCUUUACGACAGUGAGUAAAGGUUCAGCUAAAUGAACUCCCAGACCUGCUGCUCUUAAGCAAAGGCAUAAAUAAGACGGAAAGAGAGGAGCAUAUCUUCCACUCUGUGUGCACUGAACUUUCUUGUCUCUAUACACUCACAGAAGGUGGGUAGGAGAUGGAGUCUGGCGAAGCUACUGUACAGUACAACCGAUGGAAUGAAGACAACAUUAAUAUGAAUGUAGCUGCUUCUCAGACUAGUCUGAAUGGGAUCUAUAACAAACUGUGCACGGGGCAGCUGGGCGUGGUUGUGAGAGUGGCAGGUUCGCUGGCUGUAAUGGCUUCCAUGUACAUCCUCGGCUACGUCACUGGAUACUACGUCCAUAAAUGCUGACACUGUCAAAGACGUUUCACUACUGUCGCCAACAGCAUAUGAUGAAUGAAUUAACUGUGAAGUGAUUUAUUCAUUCUUUCUCCAUGUAUGAAACAAAUUUUACUUGAAGUUUCAGUUUUUACCAGUGUUAUGAAAAUGUUAAUGAGAAUGCUUUUAUCAUGUAUGAUUUUAUUUGCUCCACUGGAAUUUGUACAAUGUAUGCUUUGUGUUAAUUUGAAAUUGUAUUAAAGCAUUUCAUAUUAAA